This is a messenger RNA of Marchantia polymorpha subsp. ruderalis, 1907 nucleotides long. NCBI's taxonomy places the organism in Eukaryota, Viridiplantae, Streptophyta, Marchantiopsida, Marchantiales, Marchantiaceae. The record is from the annotation of a GenBank genome assembly.
UGCAACUGGCUGGAGCUCGAAUCACAGACUCAUACUGCCAAGUUCAGAGUAUCCUCUAGGAUGCUUAUCAGGACAUCCUUAGAAUGACUCGUACUCCAAUCUCCAAACAAUGAAUUUGGCAGAUUACAUGCCAUCAUAGAAAAGCGAAAAGUAAAGGCAGGAAUCUUACCGAAGUGAGGUAGGGGUCUUCAUCUGACAUUGGGAACGCUGAAGGGACUCCAGUAGUAGAGUAUGGAGAGAGCUACUUUAUUGGUUCUUGUAUGCUUGCUGCAGGUGACGGUAUGGGCCAGGAGUAUCGAAGCAAGUACGGAAAUGAUCAAGAGGAUCGACACACAUUGUCACUUAGUACCACCAUUCUACGCCGAGCUGUUGCAGGAGCACAACAUAGUUGCAGGAGGACGUGCCAUACCUUCAUGGAGCGCAACUGAACAUCUGGAAGUGAUGGAUCUGUUGAAUGUGUCUAUGUCCAUCGUCGCUGUUUCGACACCUGCCGCUGUUCUCAUGCGGAACUAUCAGGUGAAAGACAGCCGCCAGCUCGCUCGACGGCUCAACGAGUAUGCUUACAACCUGUCCAUGGAGUACCCGCAGAGGUUCAGCUUCUUCGCCACUUUGACUCUACCGGACGUCGAGGGAUCCGUUGCCGAAGCUAUAUAUGCUCUCGACACUCUGAACGCUGCGGGCGUCAUGAUUCUCGCCACUAGCUCCGAUGAGCUCCUCGGUAGUCCACGUUUUGAACCUCUAUAUGCUGAGCUAGACAAACGAAACGCCACCGUCUUCGUGCAUCCGAGCCAAUCUCCAUGUCCCGUGCAGGACACAUUCGACCCUAUUUUGCCUCUACCGGACAUCGAGAAACCCGCUGCUGAAGACAUAUAUGCGCUCGACUCUGCGAACGCCGGAGGCGUCAGAAUUCUCGCCAGUAGCCCUGAAGAUCUGCUCCGAAGUCCACUUUUCGACAAACUAGAAGCCACUGAAUCGAAGAAUCCGAGCCUAUCUCUGUGUGGCGGAAAAGACGCUUUCGACAAAGGCAGCUCGGGACUGCCUCCGUAUGCUGUGGACUUCCUGCUGGACACGACGCGAGCGGCGGUGAAUCUGAUCUUCAGAAAUAUGACGAGAAAAUACCCUAAUGUGAAAUACAUCUUCGCUCACUCGGGCGGGUUCCUUCCGUUCUCGACCUUUCGCAUCGUGAGAAUCUUGAUGAUGCUGACGAAGCAAACGGAGGAGGCCAUCGUGGCUCAGUUGCAGGCGUUCUACGUGGACACGGCCCUCUCGGCGUCCAAGUACGCGCUUCCCAGCACCAUUUCGCUUCUGGGCACCAGCCACUUGACGUUCGGCAGUGACUACCCGUUCGCGCCGCCUGAUGCGUACGUUCCCAACACCGAGAACUUGGAUCAAUUCGUCCGCGACACUUUGACCCCCGACGACGGCCAACAAAUCAAUCUCAAAACCGCCUCUGAGUUGUUCAGUCACAUCCUUUCGGACGACAUUCUGGCCACCAUGGGCUUUGGAUAGGAUUCCAGGACUAGACAAGUGCACAUAUGUUCAGGCUUCAGAGCUCAAAUUUGUGGUUUCCAUAACGCCAGGCCCUGCUCCCCUCAAAUCUCAGCAUACUGUAUGCGGUGGUCCGAAGAGUUUUUUGCAUGUCUCCAAUGGCGGGUUGGGCUAUUUGCCGUUGGUUGGUCGCUUUGGCAGAAAGUCGGCUGAUUUCUCCGCCUUUUAGAAGCAAAUUAUCAGCAUUGUAGCCAGCUCCCCAUUCGCUACUCCACCUACGACGGGUCCUUGUAUUCUAGAGUGUUGUAUAUCCUUUAUGCACGCUGAUUUAGUACCUUCCACCGAAAAAUAUAAAAAUGCUUCAAGUUCUUCCUAUGAAAGAUUGUACCUCACGUUAAUGGAAAUGUUUUCACCUUCGA